This is a messenger RNA of Rubroshorea leprosula, 1093 nucleotides long. The record is from the annotation of a GenBank genome assembly. Lineage: Eukaryota; Viridiplantae; Streptophyta; Magnoliopsida; Malvales; Dipterocarpaceae.
AAGUUUUGUCAUCAAUGCAUCAAAGGCAGAUGGCGUAGAAAUGAAAUUAACUACUUGGAGGUGGGAGGCACCAAACUAAUGGAGAUCACAAAACUAAAGGAAGGUGUCAUGAAGCACUUCCAGGAACUAUUCACAGAAGAUGAUUGGGAAAGACCAAUAUUGGAGGGAAUUGAAUUCAAGAAGGUCACACUUGAGCAAAACAUAACGCUGACUACACAAUUCAUGGAAAAAGAGGUAAAGGAAGCUGUGUGGGACUGUGACAGUUCAAAGGCCCCAGUACCAAAUGGAUUCAAUUUUGGGUUUCUCAAAGCAAUGUGGGAGAUAGUGAAGGAUGAUGUUGUAAAAUUCAUUGAAGACUUUCAUACAAGUGGAAGAUUAGUAAAAGGCUCAAAUGCAUCUUUCAUUGUUCUAAUUCCAAAAAAGGAGAACCCAGUAAGAAUUGAGGACUAUAGACCAAUUUCGCUAAUUAGAUGCAUGUACAAAAUUAUUGCAAAACUGCUUGCAAACAAAAUGAAGAAGGUGAUGGAGGGGUUGAUAAGCGAACAACAGUCAGCAUUCAUACAAGGGAGAGAGCUUAUGCAUAGUGUAGUUAUGGCCAAUGAAACCAUCAACGAGAUUAAGAAGAAGAAAAAGAGCCUCAUCUUCAAAAUUGACUUCGAGAAAGCCUACAACAAGGACAGAAUCAACUACAACAAAAGCAAGUUGUAUGGAAUGAAUAUAGAGGAGGAAGUCUCUCAACAUUGGGCCAUAUUCCUGAAUUGCAAAACGGAGGGGCAAAACAGGGGAUCUAGAUGGUGGAAAGAUGUUCGCAAAAUUAAUGAGUUGAUUGAGGGGAAACGGGAUUGGGUGAAGUCGGGUUUUAAGUUGGUUAUAGGAGACAGUGCUAAGACAAAGCACGGUGCAGCAAAUGGGAGAAUGGAUAGGUGGUUCAUGGAGAUGGAGAUUAAAAUGGAGGAGAAGAUUAUCAGCAAGGGAACAGGACCAAGAAACAUAGCUUCGAAGCAUCAUACAAAAUGUGCAAAUUCGAAAAGACGCUGAUGAUAGAUGGUGGUGGAGAUAUGAAAAAGACCGUGAAUACACAGUAAAAUCAGCA